AUGCGCCCUGAGAGCAGGCAGCACAGACGCCAGGGGAAGCGCGCCGCGAAGCCCCAGGACGGAGAGCAGGCCGCGUCCGCGGGGGAGAGGCGCGACGCAGAGCGAACGUCCGCACGGGGCGCACCGAAGGACGCGUACGAGCAGCUGGCGGAGGCGCGGCGGUCGUGGGCGACGUCGUUGCUGCGGAACCAGAACCGGCAGGAGGCGCCGUGGCGCGCGGUGUUCAACCUGUCGUUUUACUUGCUGCGGGAGUACUGCCGGGACCAGCUCGGGCUGCAGGACAGGGCGGACGAGGUGGAGGAGAAGGCGCUGGAGCGCGUGACGGAGAUCUCGGAGCGGUACUACGACCGCGUGAUGUCGCGCGAGGACCUGACACACCUCCUGCUGUGUUGUUUGUACCUGGGGGCCUACGACGGACUCAUCCUGGGGGGGCGGCUGUCGCACAGCGACGCCCUCGCGACCCUCAACACGCUCGACUUCUCCCGGCACGCCCUCCGUGCGCUGGCAGUCGUGAACUACUAUUUCCUGAUGACUGCGACCCUUGUGGCAGAUGCCCCCACAACCGCCGCGGGGCAGCUGCGCAACAUGGCCGUGAACCACUACGGCCCGGGCAUGGGCGUGCACUUCGAGGCGGCCCUCGACGAGCGCCGCCGCGUGCGCAGCUUCACUCUCCAGGUGCAUGACUGCUUCUAUCGAAAGGUCAUGAGCGCGGAGCACGCGCCAGACCUGCUCGACUUCGUGUGCUGCCGCCGCGACAGCGUGAUGCACAAGGGCAUGGAGCGCCUGGGCGUCGGGCUGGAGCACAAGGUUGCCGGCGACGGCAUCACGGACCCGCGGUGCUGCUCGCUGCGCGUGUACCGCCGGCCGCCCGUGUCGACCGACGGCGGCGAGUCCGACUGA
Pedinophyceae sp. YPF-701 is the source of this 900-nucleotide messenger RNA. Lineage: Eukaryota; Viridiplantae; Chlorophyta; Pedinophyceae. The record is from the annotation of a GenBank genome assembly.